Sphaeramia orbicularis (orbiculate cardinalfish) is the source of this 4607-nucleotide messenger RNA. RefSeq names its product uveal autoantigen with coiled-coil domains and ankyrin repeats b (gene uacab). Gene Ontology annotation, molecular function: actin binding. The transcript is spliced from 19 exons. NCBI's taxonomy places the organism in Eukaryota, Metazoa, Chordata, Actinopteri, Kurtiformes, Apogonidae. The record is from RefSeq and is a predicted model, not a curated record. The coding region runs from base 130 to 4284 and encodes 1384 amino acids.
GAUUAAAACUGAGUCUGGCGCAAGUCUAGGAAGUUUUUUUGUACUUUUUUUUUUAACAUUUUAUUUUUUUUUAGAUUAAACUAAUCACCAAAGAGAACUUUUUAAUAACGGGGACCAAUACAUUACAACAUGAAGAGCCUCAAGUAUCGAUUGAAAAAGCACGAAGUGACCAUCACAAACACAGACUGGAACAAGUAUGAUGACCGGCUAAUGAAGGCAGUGGAACGAGGUGAGGUGGACAAGGUGGCUGCUGUUCUCAGCAAGAAAGGCAUCAUCCCCACCAAGCUCGAUGUCGAAGGUCGCUCUGCGUUUCAUUUGGCUGCAACACGAGGACAUCUCGACUGUCUCAACCUCAUCCUGGGACACAACGUUGAUAUCACUGCCACUGACGCCACUGGUAAAAAUGCUCUUCACCUGGCUUCAAGAAACGGACAUUCUCUGUGUGUGCAGAAACUGUUGCAGCAUAACUGUCCAAUUGGAAAUGUGGACCUCCAAGGAAGAACUGCUUUGCAUGAUGCUGUCAUGGCGGGUUGCUCUUCCAGUGUCAAACUUCUCUGCGACAGCGGUGCUUCUGUGAAUGCCAGUGAUUUUGAUGGAAGGACACCUCUAGUGCUGGCAACCCAGAUGUGUCACCCACGCAUUUGUCAGCUGCUGCUGGAGCGAGGGGCUGAUAUUACUGUCCGUGAUAAACAAAACAAGACGGCGCUCAUUCUCGGCUGCGAGUACAGCUGUAAGGAUGCAGUGGAGGUGCUGUUAAAGAGUGGCGCUGAUGUCAAGGCUGUCGACAGCUUCGGUCAUGAUCCGUUUCACUAUGCCCGCCUCAGCAAGAACCAGGAGCUGCUUGCGAUGGUCAAAAGCUACGCUGACAAAGCCAGCAGAGAAAAAGAAGCUGCCAAAAUUGAGCAGUGGAAACGACAGCAUUCGGUGGAGAGGUCGGAGGCAGCUGAGAUGAUCAGACGGGAUCAGAUCAUACAUGACUUGGAGAGGCAGAACGAGACCCUGCAGGAGAGUCUGAGGAAGUCCCACCAAGAGCAGAGGGGUCUUCUGGAUAAGGUCAACAUGCUCCAACAGCAGCUCUCACAGGAAAAGAUGACUGUGGAAGAUACUCAAAAAGAGAAGGAGCAGUUAAAGGUCUUACUCAGUGCCAAAGAAAGAGAAGAAGGAGCCCGAGGUCUGGAGACUGUCAAGGUCCAGCUCAGGAGCACGUUGGGGGAAUAUUCUGGACAAUCUGUUAUCAAAGGUAAAGAGAACAUUUUGGUCAAACAAGCUCACAGUUUGGAUUCUGAUCAGAUACUCCACAAUUCCACAAUAUCACUGUCCAAACCUAUAGAAAAAAGCCAGACCGCCGUUGGCCGGGACCUCGCUGAGGAGGUGGAAGCACUCCGACAUGAGCUAGAGAUGGUCAAGAGAAGACAACAGGCAGCAGACGAAGAGACCGCACGGCUUCAAUCUGCCCUGAACCGUAAAAACCGGGAAUGCCAAGAACUGGUUCAGAGUCGGGACACCAUCCAGAAACAAGCAGAUCAGCAGGUUCAAGAGCUGGAGGACGCCUUAGGGGAUGUCCAGAAAAGGAUGCUGGAUUCUGAGUGCAAGGUCAAGCAGCUGCAAGCCCAUGUGGUUGCUGUUAAGGAGCACUUGGGAGGACAGGUGACGGAAGAACUGCGUGCACAGCUCCAGGAUGUAAAGGCCAAGUAUGAAGGUGCUUCCGCUGAAGUGGGUCGGGUUCGUAACCGCCUCAAACAAAGUGAGAAAGCUUUGGAGGAAUACAAAUCCAGUGAGAGUCAGUUGGCGGCUGAGGCAGAACGACUGAACCAGGAGAUGAGUGUCCUGACAGCAGAAAGGGAUGAGCUAGCAGAGACUCUCCUAGAGAUGGAAACCCAACUGAAAGAAGCUCAGACUAAACACGGGAACACGGUACCGGCCGAGAAGUUUGACAACAUGAAAAACCUAUUGACUAACGCAGUCGACGAGAAGGAACGGCAGUUGGCCGAACUCAGAGAAGACUACGACCGUGUGCUGGAGGAAGUGGCAGAGCUCCACCGAAAGUUAGAUGGCCCGUCAUCACAGAAAGGACAGGGCUCUUCUGAGGAAGAACAACAGAUAAGGGCCGCGCUCGAAGAGCAAAACGCCUCGCUGAAAAGGAAACUGGUGGACGUGACUGCCAAAAGCCAAGCUCUCAUCCAAGAGGUCGAGGAGAGCGAGGAAGAAAGGGAUUUACUACGAGAACAGCUGGAGGAGCUCAACAGCAGGAUUGAGAUUGACUUUCUACCUGUAAAAGUUCACGAGGACACCAGGAGGAACAUGGUGCAGGCUUUGGAGGAGCUGGAGGACAAACUGGUGGAAGCCAGUGAACGUUACGGGAAAGCAGAGGCCCAAGUUCAGCACCUGCAAACCCAGAGAGCUACGCUGCAGGACACCAUCAGCAGCUUCCAAAGUACCAGUGAGCAACACCAGAAGGAAAUGGACGCUCUAAAGUCUGAGAAUACUGAUUUGAUAAAGAAACUUGAAUUCUUGCAGAAAAGAUGUGAAGAGCGAGAUCAAGAGUGUGUACAACUGACGACGCAGAGCCAGACUCUGAAACAGAGCUUGGAAGGAGAGUAUGUGCCCAGACAGCAGUAUGAGAAAGUGAAGAUGGAGUUAACAUCGACUUUAGAGAGCCUUAAGGCCGAGAUGUUUGAGUUGGAGGCCAAGAAAAAAGAAAGUGGGGAAGAAUUGAAGAAUGUGAAAGAAGGAAAUGACAAGUUGAAAGAAAAGUUGGAAAAUGUUCUGUUGGAGAUGAAGAAUGACUACAUAGGGGUUAACGAGCAUAAAGCCAUUACAGACACGUUGAACACUGCUGUGGUUGAGGCAGAGAAUAGAGCAAACCAAAUGUCAGCAAUGUACGCCUCAGCCCAGGAGGAAACGUCAAAGCUUACCCAGGAACUGGAGGCCCAGAAAGCAGAACUGGAUACCAUACAGGAGGCUAUUCAGUCCAAGUUUAUCCCUUUGACAGUGGCACAGGAGAAAGAACUCUCCUAUAGUGCCCAGCUUAAGGAGCUGACAGAAAAAUUGUUGGAAAUGGAAGAGCUGUAUAAAAAAGAAAGGUCCUCUGGAGAAAGCACCAAGCUGGAGAAGGAGAAACUUAAAGCAGAGAUUGAAUCUGUUCAUCAGAGGCUCGACUCUGCUCUAGUAAGUGGUGAAAAGCACAAGGAGGUGGAAGAGGAGUUCAAGGGUAAACAUGAGGAGUUGAAUCUGAAACUGGUCAAUUUAGAGCAGCAGCAUGCAGAGCUGACCCUUCAGAAGGCCGAGCUUCAAGACCAGAACGCCCUGUGCAACACCCAAAUCCAGAAUCUACAGGAGCGUCUGAAAUCAGAGUUGACUCGGAUAGCAACGUACGACACGGAGCUCAAAGCCCUCCAUGAAGCCAUGCAGCAGGCUCAGGCUGACUGUAAGAAAGCGCGAGUAGCUCAACAGGAGGAGGCCCAGAGGGUUUGUACCCUGCAGAAAGACCUGCAGGAACGCAGAGGGCAGCACACGUCUCUGCUGCAACAACACGUCGAUGCCAACGAAGCCCUUGAGGCUGAAGUCGCUCGUCUUCGAUUGGCACUCCAGGAGGAGGAGGAGAACAACGCCCAAAGGGCCGAGGACAUAUCCACCCUGCAAUCGGAGCUCCUGCAAGCCACACAAGCACUGGAGGAGCUCCGCCACAAGGAAGACCAAAUGAACCAGCUGAACAAGGAGAAGCAGCAGCUGGAGGAGGAGGCUGCCGGCCUGAGCAACAAGCUGUUGACUUUAUCAGAGGAGUGUGAAGAGGCUCAUCAGGCGGCAGCACAAGCAAAGGAGGCCGAGAGCAAGGCCAGGACGGAGAUGGAUGCGGUCCAGGAGAAGGGACGGGCCAUCGAGAGGGAGGUUAGGGAGCUGAAGGAACGCUACGACGAGUCACUGAGCACAAUCGGUGAUCUUCAAAGGAGGAUUCAGACGUCAGCUCAGCAGACGGAGGCCAAAGACAAGAAGAUUACAGAGUUGCUGACAGACGUUGAGCGGUUGAAGCAGGCGCUGAAUGGUCUGUCUCAGCUGGCUUACACGAGCAAUGCACCCAAUAAGAGACAGACGCAGCACAUCGACACACUCCAAGCCCAGAUCAAGAGCCUCCAGCAGCAGCUGGCUGAUGCUGAGAGGCAACACAGGGAGGUGGUUUCCAUUUAUCGAACUCAUCUCCUCAGUGCAGCGCAGGGUCACAUGGAUGAGGACGUCCAAGCUGCCUUACUCCAGAUCAUCCGCAUGAGACAGGAGUUUGUGUGUUAAAGCGUCCUGGAACCAAACACAGUCCCACCUGCAGACUCCAGUUCACCAUAUUCACAUCUGCUGCUGAUGAGGAUUCCUGCUGAGACCCCUGUGGAUGCCACGUUUGUGUGUGUGUGUGUGUGUGUGUGUGUGUGUGUGUGUGUGUGUGUGUGUGUGCUGUUUACACCUCAGAUUCCAAAUCCUACUCUCUAUAGUUUUAUGGUUAUAGAUCAGGGCUCUCAAACAUGCGUCUCGGGGGCCAAAUGCAGCCUGCCAAAGGUUCCAAUCUGGCACGUGGGAUGUUUUUACAAAGUCAAAAAUUCCACAGUCUAGAAUUGAAUUAA